This is a messenger RNA of Maniola jurtina (meadow brown), 2749 nucleotides long. RefSeq names its product glycine-rich cell wall structural protein 1.8 (gene Muc91C). The record is from RefSeq and is a predicted model, not a curated record. The transcript has 4 exons. Gene Ontology annotation, cellular component: RNA polymerase II transcription regulator complex. Gene Ontology annotation, molecular function: transcription coactivator activity. The coding region runs from base 144 to 1958 and encodes 604 amino acids. Lineage: Eukaryota; Metazoa; Arthropoda; Insecta; Lepidoptera; Nymphalidae. Gene Ontology annotation, biological process: positive regulation of transcription by RNA polymerase II.
AGACAGUACCUAACCGCGCACUCGCGGUACUUUUCCUUUUUUUUAUUAAAAAAAACUAACAUAUCUAACUAGAGUUUAGUGACCGGAUAUUUUGUGUGAAUAAGGAUUUGGUGACUUUUUGAAGGCGGGCACUCUUAUCCAAGAUGGUGCACCUAAAAACUAUGCUGCUGGGAGUGCUGUUGGUGGUGACGCUGGCUGCAGCCACACCCCGCAGACACAACAAACGUGAUGCACCAUUAAGCUCAUCCUAUGGCGCUCCAGGAAUUGGAGGAGGCGGUGGCGGUGGUGGUGGAGGCUUCGGUGGACCUUCCUCGUCAUACGGAGCCCCACGACCAUCUUCCAAGUACGGACCUCCUUCAAGACUUUCCAGCAGCUAUGGUGCCCCAUCUCGCCCGUCUUCGAGUUACGGUGCCCCUUCUAAACCAUCCGGCUCGUACGGAGCACCUAGACCCCCAGCGACCAGCUAUGGUGUGCCAACUGGACCAUCAACAAGUUAUGGAGCUCCUAAAAAACUAUCGAGCUCUUAUGGAGUCCCUUCAAGCUCUUACGGCGCUCCAUCAUUCGGAUCAGGGGGCGGCGGCGGCGGUGGUGGUGGAGGAAUCUCAUCCUCUUAUGGAGCACCUUCACAUGGCGGUAGCGGUGGCGGCGGCGGUGGUGGAAUUUCUUCCUCAUAUGGUGUGCCCUCACAUGGUGGUCACGGUGGUGGUGGAGGCGGCGGCGGCGGUAUCUCUUCCUCGUAUGGCGCACCAUCUCAUGGCGGUAGCGGCGGUGGCGGAGGAGGAAUUUCAUCCUCGUAUGGAGUUCCAUCACAUGGUGGUAGCGGUGGCGGAGGAGGAGGAGGAAUUUCAUCGUCUUAUGGAGCGCCAUCUCAUGGCGGUAGCGGAGGUGGCGGUGGAAUCUCUUCAUCCUACGGCGCCCCUAGCUUUGGCUCAUCUGGCUCUGGCUCAUUCGGAUCAGGAGGGGGCAUUUCCUCAUCUUACGGCGCUCCUGGACACGGUGCGGGUGGACAUGGCUCAGGUGGAGGCGGCGGUGGAAUAUCAUCAUCAUAUGGUGCACCUUCUAGUUCAUACGGCGCUCCUUCGUUUGGCUCAUCAGGAGGUGGAGGCUCUUUUGGUUCCUCUGGAUCAGGAAUUUCGUCCUCUUAUGGUGCUCCGUCGUCAGGUUCAGGUGGAUUUGGAGGUGGAAUCUCUAGUUCUUACGGUGCGCCUUCUUUCGGUUCUUCAGGCUCAGGAGGAGGUAUUUCUUCGUCAUAUGGUGCUCCUUCAUCUGGAUCUCAUGGAGGUGGUUCCCUGUCUAGUUCUUAUGGUGCUCCGUCAUCUGGCGGAGGCAGUUCAGGAUUUGGGGGUAGUAGUUUUGGAAGCAGUGGACCAUCGUCUAGCUACGGAGCUCCCUCAAGCAGUUAUGGAGCCCCAAGUGGUGGCGGCGGAGGUCAUGGCUCUGGUGGAUAUUCCUCGGGUGGCGGCGGAGGUCACGGUUCUGGUGGAUAUUCCUCAGGGGGCUCUGGAGGCGGUUACAGUUCAGGUGGUUCAGGAGGUGGAUACAGUUCUGGUGGUUCAGGUGGUUAUUCUUCUGGUGGCUCUAGUGGAGGAUACUCCUCAGGGGGUGGACAUGGUUCUGGUGGCUAUAGCUCCGGUGGAGGUGGUUACUCUUCGGGAGGUUCAGGAGGUGGAUACAGUUCUGGUGGAUCUGGCGGUUAUUCCUCAGGAGGUGGACACAGUUCUGGUGGAUCCGGCGGUUAUUCCUCAGGCGGAGGGGGACAUGGAUCUGGUGGAUAUUCCUCUGGCGGUUCUGGGGGUGGUUAUAGCUCUGGCGGUUCUGGUGGUUACAGCUCAGGGGGUGGAUACUCCUCAGGAGGAGGAGGUGGUGGUGGUGGAGGCCAUGGAUCAGGAGGCUACUCAGCGGCAGUGCCAGCCACUAUCAGUCAGAGUUACGACUCUAGCGGCGGAUAUGUGUACUAAGACUAAAUUUCUAACUCAGAUUUAGUAGUGGAUAUCAGUCAAUUGCGCAACUCGCAAACUCUUAGUGGAAGUAUGAUCAGUAUUAAUAAGUUACCAUGUCAUAAUUCAUUUCAAGUUCAGAGCAUAAACUUAGUCUACUGUCCAACAAAAUUUUUUUACUAAAAAUUGACUUAUGCUGUGUUUUAAAGUGCAAAAGUACUAGCCACAUUUUUUAUCAAAAUUAAGCACAUUUGUCUGAGAUAUCGUUUUAAGGAAAAUGUAUUUGUCCAAAAGUUUUUUACUCAUUUACUUAAUUCUUAACCUAAUUCCCUUCAAUACUUUUUAGUCUUAAUUAACUUUCUUUUCACUUAGCACCAUUAUUGUAUUGUUAUUAAUAUUAUUUGUAUUUUCCAAACAAUUGUAUUGUUGUUUUUGUUGAAGCAAUUGGUUUUCUUUAUGUACUGGAAAAGUUGUCUCUCUAUUUAUUUACAAAGACUAACGAAGAAAAAUAGACUGAGCUCAAACAAAGAAGCUUAUAAAGAGAUGCCAAUAAUUAUGCUUGAGCUAUUCCCAGAUUGAAUUAAGCAAUCAAGUUCUUGGCUUUGUUUUGGGUUCUCUACAUCUUUUUUCUUUAGUCUUAAGUUUCUGUGAACUAAACUGCUAAAGCUUUUUCCAUGGCUGAAUUUAUUAUAAGUAUACGACUUUUAAGUAAAAUAUUAUGUAAUAGGUGAUAUUUAAUGUGUAACAAACGAAUGUACAAACGAAUAGUAUGUAAGUAUUAAUUGUUUUAUAGAAUAAAAAUUUGUAAAUAA